UUCGAUCCUUCUACGUCUCCUUCGUCUGCCGGCCCAGGAAAAGGGGCCGCUUCUUCCUCGCUCCGUUUACUGCAGUCAAACAAGGAGGACUACAGGACCGAGAUCCACACCGAGGCCAUCCUGUACGCAGACAGAGAGAAGUAGCGUCUGGCGAAGGAAAUUUUCCCGAUAUUUUUCCAAAUCUAUCCGGCGAUCUUGCUUGCAAUUAGGAAAUUAUAUACUCACAGAGAGGUAGCGUCAGGAGAAGAGCGAUCUCAGAAUCCGGCCUGUUCCGGUAUCUUUCCGGCGAUCUAUCUCGUGAACGCCUCGAUGCAGAACGCCAAUGGAUCUACUGCUGGUUCCAGCUCCGCAUCGGGUGAAGCAUCUGCUCCCCUGAGGAAUUCCAAGCGGCCCAAGUAUUCAAGAUUUACACAGCAGGAGCUUCCAGCAUGCAAACCUAUUCUCACACCAAGAUGGGUUAUCUCCGUGUUUACUCUCAUUGGCAUCAUCUUUGUCCCAAUCGGCCUUGCAGCACUAGCGGCUUCCAACAAGGUUGUCGAGAUCGUGUAUCGUUAUGAUGAUGAUUGUGUUCCACCAAACAUGGUUAACAUGAAGGUUGCAUACAUUCAGAAUGAUACGAUAGACAAAACUUGCACUAAAACUCUUAAGGUGCCAAAGCACAUGAGUCAACCUAUUUAUGUGUAUUAUCAACUGGACAACUUCUACCAGAACCAUAGGAGGUAUGUGAAGAGCCGAAAUGAUGCACAAUUGCGGAAAGCUAGUGAGGCAAAUGAAACCAGUGGUUGUGAUCCAGAAAGGACAGCAAACGGUGCGCCAAUUGUUCCGUGCGGUCUUAUAGCAUGGAGUUUGUUCAAUGAUACGUAUAGCUUCGCCAUCAGAAACAGAAAUUUGACGGUGAACAAGAAGGAUAUUUCUUGGAAGAGUGAUAGGGAUCACAAGUUUGGAAAAGACGUCUAUCCAAGGAAUUUCCAAAACAGCACUCUGAGAGGUGGUGCGAAACUCAACCUAACAAAACCAUUGAGCGAACAGGAAGACCUGAUUGUUUGGAUGCGUACUGCUGCACUUCCGACAUUUCGGAAGUUGUAUGGGAGGAUUGAGCAGGACCUUGUUAUUAACGAUGCUAUUACCGUUCAACUGCAAAAUAACUACAACACUUACAGCUUCAGUGGCAAGAAAACAUUGGUGCUAUCAACAUCAAGUUGGAUUGGCGGGAAGAAUGACUUUCUUGGCAUUGCUUAUCUGACUGUUGGAGGCUUAUGCUUCUUUUUAGCUGUGGCAUUCACCAUCGUCUACUUGGUAAAACCAAGGAAGCUUGGGGACCCUUCGUACUUGUCAUGGAAUAGAAACCCUGCCGGCCACUAAGUUUUCCCAAGGAAUAUUUCAAUUUCUGCUUGUUCGCAUCUAUUUCAUUCCAUUUUCAGAGAAAACGUUAUGAAUCAGUUGUCUUCGGUUUGUUCAUAAGUCAGUCAACAACUUCAUCAAUUGUUAAAAUUGUUUUCUGUCUUUUAAUCGUAGAAGUAAUAUCAUUUUGGAUGUUGACAAAUUAGUAUUUAUCAUAAACAAGUUUCAAGGAUUAUU
Molecule: messenger RNA, 1578 nt
Organism: Zingiber officinale
Lineage: Eukaryota; Viridiplantae; Streptophyta; Magnoliopsida; Zingiberales; Zingiberaceae
Product: ALA-interacting subunit 3-like
Exons: 10
Coding region: 310-1362 (350 amino acids)
Cellular component (GO): Golgi apparatus; endoplasmic reticulum; plasma membrane
Source: RefSeq, a predicted model, not a curated record